AUGCGUCUGGGUUUGUUGCGCUGCCACUUUACUCCCCCGGACAGCCGCGCUCCCUGUGGGCCUCACCGCGCAGCUGCUGGCAGCCUUGCGUGCUCCUGCCGUGCGGAGUGUCCUGCCACUGAGCGUGGCCACAGACAGUUUUCAGUUCCCCGCAUGGCAGCAGCAUCCCGAUUGCCCACACGAGUUCCUGUCGCCACAGACUCCCUCUCGGCGAUGGAGGCGCUCCGCCUUGGACUGCUGGCGGUGUACGACGACGUCGCCGAGGAGAUUUUUACCGUGCCACUUUCACUGGUGGAUCGAGUUCGCACAGUUGACUCCACAUUUUCACCAUGGCACUGCGGAGCCCCACGCAACGUUACAGCGGACGCUGAUGCCAUCAUGGCACGAUCCCUCCCGCAGGACUGCGUCAAUGCCUGGCAUGUGGGCCUCCUCACCGCAGUCAGGCGGCCGUACUGA
Trypanosoma cruzi is the source of this 456-nucleotide messenger RNA. RefSeq lists its product as uncharacterized. The record is from RefSeq and is a predicted model, not a curated record. The transcript has a single exon. NCBI's taxonomy places the organism in Eukaryota, Euglenozoa, Kinetoplastea, Trypanosomatida, Trypanosomatidae. Bases 1 to 456 code for a protein of 151 amino acids.